Protobothrops mucrosquamatus (brown spotted pit viper) is the source of this 564-nucleotide messenger RNA. It is a transcript of the gene CMTM6, whose product is annotated as CKLF like MARVEL transmembrane domain containing 6. Lineage: Eukaryota; Metazoa; Chordata; Lepidosauria; Squamata; Viperidae. Gene Ontology annotation, cellular component: membrane. The transcript has 4 exons. The coding region runs from base 1 to 564 and encodes 187 amino acids. The record is from RefSeq and is a predicted model, not a curated record.
AUGGAGAACGGGGUGCCGUUUUACGAUCAACCCGGGGCAUUGUCCGAAACGAACAAGUGGCCCUGCAUGGAGCAGUGCACCUUCAAGAACUUGAGCAGCUGGCGAAUGUCCCUCAAGUUUUCGCAAGUGAUCCUAUCCUUCCUAGCCUUUGUUGCUGAAGAAGCUGUGAAGAGGUGCAACUCCUGUGCUGGACUUUACAUCUUUGAGUUUGCCAGCUGCAGUGCCUUUAUUUUAAGCAUCUCAAUCCUGGUUUUAUACUGUACUGCUCUUUAUCAAAAGGCUGGAGAAGACAAAGUAACUUGUCUGGAUUUCUUUGUUUCUGCAACAGUAGGAUUGCUGUUCCUCCUGGCUUCAAUUAUAUUUACUGUAACUGCUGAGAAGGCACUGAUUGAAAAUACUGCAACUACAUUUGGUUACUGCGCAAGUACAUUAUUUCUUGUGGAUGCUGCCCAAAUAAUCAUGAAGCGUAUCGUUGAAGAGAAACUGCUGGAGACCAUUCCAACAGUUCGACGCAAUCGACGUGUUCGGCGUGAGAUUCGAAUGUUAAAUAAUCAGCGGGUCUAA